Benincasa hispida (wax gourd) is the source of this 759-nucleotide messenger RNA. RefSeq lists its product as uncharacterized. Gene Ontology annotation, molecular function: nucleic acid binding; zinc ion binding. Lineage: Eukaryota; Viridiplantae; Streptophyta; Magnoliopsida; Cucurbitales; Cucurbitaceae. The record is from RefSeq and is a predicted model, not a curated record.
AUGGAAGCUUUGGAUAUUUGGGAAGCUGUGGAAGAGGAUUAUGAAAUUCCUGACCUCCCAAACAUUCCUACCAUGACACAGAUUAAAUUGUGGAAGGAGAAAAAGACAAGGAAAUCCAAGGCAAAGGCUUGUUUGUUUGCUGAAGUCUCAUCUACUAUAUUCACUCAGAUAAUGACUCUAAAAUCAGCAUAUGAGAUAUGGAAUUAUCUCAAGUCAGAGUAUGAAGGAGAUGCAAGAAUCAAAAGAAUGCGUGUGAUAAAUUUGAUUCGAGAAUUCGAGUUGGAGAGGAUGAAGAAAAUAGAAUCAAUUAAAGAGUAUUCUGAUAGGUUAUUGGGCAUAGCAAACCGAAUCAGAUUACUUGGUUCUACAUUUAAGGACUCAAGAAUUGUUCAAAAGAUUCUUGUAACAAUGACUAAAAAAUUUGAGGCAUCUAUUUCAGCCUUGGAAAAUACCAAGGAUCUAACUCAAAUUACUCUUGUAGAAAUUCUCAAUGCUUUACAAUCACAGGAGCAAAGAAGAGCUAUGAGGCUAGAAGGUGUUGUUGAAGGAGUCUUGCAAGCGAACCAUGAGAAUGCAAGGAACAACAAGAAGAAUCAAAAUCCUAAUGGAGAAUCCUCAGUCAACAACAAAAUAGGAGUUAAAAAGGGGUCCUAUCCUCCAUGUCAACAUUGCAAUAGAAAGGGUCAUCCUCCUUUCAAAUGUUGGAGAAGACCAGAUGCCAAAUGCACCAAAUGUAACCAAAUGGGACAUGAGCUGUAA